Molecule: messenger RNA, 1962 nt
Organism: Symbiodinium natans
Lineage: Eukaryota; Dinophyceae; Suessiales; Symbiodiniaceae
Source: the annotation of a GenBank genome assembly
AUGGCGCGGAAGCUCAGCGGAAGUUCAGCUGAAGCCGCGGAAGCGGCGCGGAAGAAUGUCGGAGACUGGGCCUUCUUCGAGUACGUUCUCUCCAAGACAGCCUUUGGUGAGCUCAAGCAGCACAAUGAGCUCGCAAAAGCAUCUGCGGCGUCCUCCUACAAGUGCAGGGAGGUUCUAGCGCCGCUGAUGCUGUGGCUUCGGCCAGCGCUUUUUGGCGUCGUGGUUGCUGGUGGCGAGGCCGGGCUAGUACGUGAUCAGCUGGAGAUCCUUGUUGUGCACAUGUUGAUGGCAGAGAGGGGACAUGUUGCUGAGAAGCAUAUCAGGACUUGGAGUCACUACCGAGCACCCAACCAUGUGAAGCUGAGCGUGAUGGAUGCUUGGCCUGCACUCCAUACAGAUGGGCACGAUGCGGGACAUCAAGGAGUGCUGGAUGUCUCAGAUCUUUGUCCCGACAAAGGAAUCCAAUGCGACCAUCGUCGCAUGGGCCUGAGAGUUGAGGUCGACAGAGAGGCCCGGCAGCUCCAUGAGUCUUCUGUGGAGGUGCAAGAGCACCAUCCCACAGACCUCAUGUGGAUGACAAUGAUUCCUUGUGCCGUGGUUGGUGUUGCCGUGGCGGCCGCUGCCACGACCUUGAUGAUGCAGCACUUUGCUCCAUCAGAAGCGGUCAAGCCCAUGGCCCUCGACAAAGAAAGCGAGGAGUCAGAGGCUGACAAACAAGAAGGAGGUAUGAGCGAGGUCCAGCUGCUCUUCAACAUCGUCAAAAACAUCGUCGGUGAGGGCAUGCUCAGCCUUCCAGCGGGCAUCGCGGGCGGCACAGGUUUGCUUGCCGGCAGCCUCAUUGCUGCCGCGUUCAGCGUGCUGAUGGGAUACACUUUCUCCAUCAUGGGCCGCACUUGCUACGCAACAGGCGAGACAAGCCACAAGGACUGCGCAGCGAAAGUUUCGGGCCCGCGCCUGGCUCAAACCAUGGCAGUGGUGCUCUUCAUCAAGACCUCCUUCACGUGCCUAGCGUUUGCCAUCGUCAUCAGCGAGUCCUUUGCGCGGACGUUGCGGUACUUCGGCCUCCAGGGCGUGCUGGCAACGUCACAGGCAGCCAUGCUAGUGAUCGGCUUUCUUGUACUCCUACCUCUUUGCCUUCAGAAAGAGCUCCGUGUGUUGUCAUACACAUCGAUGAUCGGCUGCCUGGGACAGGUUUGGGUCGUUCUAGUGAUGCACAUUCGAUAUGUGGAUGGUUCCUACAGACCGGGUGGCCACUUCUACGACCUGGUUGCUGCGAAGGACAAGCCGGACUUCAGCGACGGCGUGAAUUACUGGCAAAGCAGUGCAGCAACCUUUGUACUCAUUGGCUCCUUGGCCACUGCUUACAUCGCGCACUACAAUGCACCGAAGUAUUACUCGCAGCUCAAGGAUGCAACGCCACAGAAGUUCACCAAGGUGGUCGCAGGAGCGUUUGGCUUCUCCCUUCUCGUGUACUUCUGGAUCAUGGCCGUUGGGUACCUGACCUUCGGCCGAGCCGCGGAGGGGCUGAUCCUCAACAACUACUCUGAGCAGGAUGGCCUCGUGACAGCUGCCCGGAUGGCCAUCAGUUUAGCGGUGAUCUUCGCCUUCCCGCUGGGCUUCACCGGAUUCCGGGACUCCAUGAUGUCCGUUUUCAACAUCCCACAGGAGCGGUUCCUUCCUGUGACGCUCGUGCUCUUGUCCUCGAUCGUUAUUGCGGCCUGCUUCUUGCAAGAUCUUGGCCUGGUUAACAGCCUGGGGGGCGCUAUCUUUGGAGCUCUGAUAACGCUGGUCUUCCCCGGCCUCCUCUUGUUUUACGCUGGCCACACGCCGGGUGUGACAGAGUUCGGAGAGCUGGAGACGCGCGUGGGCUCCUUCUGCAUCCUCGUGCUUGGCUUCACACUCCUUGUGUUCGGAUCUGUGAUCGUGGUGAUUGCGAAGCUGUUUCCGGAGGUACUGCAAUGA